Molecule: messenger RNA, 6694 nt
Organism: Prorocentrum cordatum
Lineage: Eukaryota; Dinophyceae; Prorocentrales; Prorocentraceae
Source: the annotation of a GenBank genome assembly
CCCCCUUUUGCCUACGCUACCAGCUAGCAUAACUUAUCCUUUGCAGCGAGAAGGUCUUGGAAUAAAAGAUUCACGCAUAUUGUCAGCACCUGCGUGUGCGUUGCAUUGGCAGCGGAGCGUGUAUUCCGAGCUCCCUCGCAGGGAGAACCCUUUCGGCAUCAGACAGUUUCUUCCCGGACACUCCCGUGCAGUCGGACGGAUCACGACGGAUAUGACAUCUCGCACGAUGGCUGACCGGAGGCCUGCUGCUGCCGCUGGUUCUCGCGGUGCCGCCGCACCGAAGAAGUACGGAGAUCGUCGAUACAGGGGCAAGCACCCUCGAGAUGGAGCCGCGGCAGCGGCUACGCCCGACGAUGAGACCUACGAAGAGGAAUGGGCCGACGAGUGGGCUGGAGAGGACUGGGCCGAGGACGACGACGAGGAGUCGGAGAUUCCACCGAGCUCGGCGGAGUUUCGACGCACCCGCGGUGAUCGCAAGAAGUGGCGCGGAGGACCGUGCCCAGCCCCACCUCCACUCGAGGCCCGGCUUCAGAAUAUAUACAAGCAGCCGAGAUACUACCAGAAGUGGGUUAGGAAAGUGCACAUGUGGAAGGCCAGGGCGCGACACUACAAGCCGAUGGCCGAGCUGGCCCUGGACCUUUCGGACGUCAUCACGGGCGAGGGCGCAGAAAUGAUCGAGUCUUUGAAAUGGGCCCGUUUGUAUUCACAAGAUGGUAUUGAUUUGGUGAUCAACUCACUCGCCGUGUUUGACGAGCAGCAGAUCCUACAGGUUGGAGACCUCAUGGAAGAGUACGAAGAAGUGGAGCGCCUGCCCGGUGAGCUGCUGGCCGCGUACGUCGCGCAUUUCAAGGAUCUCGAGAUGCGGCUCAAGCGGGCAGAGCUUCCAGCUCAGCAAGGACAAUUUCGUGCAUUCAAGUUGUUGCGAAGUUCAUGUUUAUCGCCGGAGGUUCGGCGCAACCUCCUCCUCGCGACGGGCAAUGAGUAUGACUUCGACCGCCUCGUUCAGGCUAUGAGUUACGACGGAUGGCACGCAAGCGACUCGGUGAGGCGGCCGCUCCUGAACGCAGGCCGGCUGGUCGAGAUCACGACAAAGGAGGCGGCAAAGGACGAGAUCGACAGCCACGGAGAGGUUGACAGCAUCCAGGUCAUGCAGGAGGUGGCGGACGCUUUGACCGUCACAAGCGACAAGUUGAAGAAGCUGACCUUGGGCCGCGGGUGGACCGGAAGCGCCGCCCGGCAGGUCGCCGCAGACAUCGUCAGCGCCGCCACAGAGAGGCACUGCGACGCCGCCGGCCGGCACGUCUUUUUCAGGAAGCAUUCGUGGAGCGUUUACGGGAGAUCGAUCCGGAGAUUCAAGAGCACUGGCGGCAUCUCAGAGGCCAGGGUUACGCCAGACGUCAUCGAGGCCUUAGUCGCGCACCUCUCGCCUGACGAGCUGCAGCAGCGCGUGGCCGCCUUCAAGAGCAGGGUCGCCACCAGCGACAAGGGGCUGGACACCUUGGGGGAAAGGGCUCAUUUCACCAAGAUCAACCUGUGCGACGUGCCCCUGAAGAUUGCCCCGAAUGGCCACUUGCUUCUGAGAGUCGACUCUUGGUUGAAGGAUGUGGGGUUCCCAAGGGAGCCCGAGGCCUGGAAGUUCACCCCCUCGGACGUCAUCAUCCCGGAGCCCCAGUGGAUCCCAGAGGAGGCCCGGUCGUCUCGUCGCACAGUCCAGCUGACGAGGCAGAACCUGGCGAUCAACGCGUGGGCGAACCUGAUGCAGCUGAUCAUGAACCACCUGUCGCACAUCAUCGGUCGCAGUCGCGAGCAGUUCCGGCAGAACAUGGAGAUGUCGAACCGGAUGAUGGGCACGAUCGCGCAGAUGGGCCGCGAGAUGGGCUACCUGACACCGAUGGCGGACUCAGUGAAGGCGAUCGCGAGAGGAGCCGCACAGGUUCCGGAGAGCGUGCUGCCACCGCCGCCGGCACCAGAGGAUCAAGCCCAGAACUACUCACAGCUGUGCGAGAAGAGGGACGUGUGCGCCCAUCCGACAACGAGGAGGUACUACGCCAAGGGGUACUGGCUGAUCUGCGACCAGUGCGGCCGGCGGUGGAAGUCGGUCAACGGGAAGUGGAUCGUGGACGACAAAGUCUUCGGCGAGCUCGAGCCAGGGUCGUACGCGGACCAAGGCGGAGCCAAGGUCACCCUCGGAGCAGCCUCCCCCGCGUCGGGGACCGAGAUGGUGAAGAGAGGCGCCUGGAAGCGCCUUCUCGGCAUUGCUAAGAAGACGACCGCAGCCUGCGAGACGCUUAUUAACGUGAGUCAAGAUGCCGAUCGCCGAGCUGCCGAUUUACGAGACGCGGAAUGGUGCUGUUCGGACGUGGCCUUCAUGGACAUUCCCGUUCCCGAGUUGCCCGACCACCUGUACCUGGACAACGAGUGCCAGGCGUGCGACACCGACCUCAUCGAGGGCUGCGCCGGGACAGCAAGACCUACGCGAUUAGCUUCACGCUUUGAGCUGAGGGCCUCGCCGAGCGCCGACAUAGAGGACGGCUGGGACUUGUCAACUACGCGAGGUGCUCAGAGAUGGAAAGAUCAGAUACAGAAAGACAAGCCCCUCUACGUGAUCGUAGGCUUCCCCUGCACGCUCUGGUGCUCCUACAACGUCAAUGUGAAUUACGUCGACCAUCCCGAGCUGCUUGAGAGACUUCGUGCCCGGGAUCGACGGCUGAUUGACUUGAUCAAGGGGGCCGUCAAGUACCAGGUGAAGCAUGGCCGGUUCUUCUUGUUCGAGAACCCGCCGACGUCAGCGAUCUGGAAGGACCUCCAGUUCGCCCCGCUCCUGCCCUUGGGCGAGACCGUUAUUGGACUUCGUCCGGAGUCCGGGGGCCACUUGCACGAUCAGAUCGAGAACUCGAAGUGGGCAGAGGCCAGCGGCGAGUACACCGACGAGAUGGCCCACGCGAUGCUCCACGCGAUCCAGCAGGUCGCCGCCCAGAGGAAUCCGAGCAGGUUCGCCGACAUGCCGGUCGCGGCUACCGAGUGGGAGGUCGCCUACAACCACGCAGGUCCCAUCGAGGUGUUGUUCGCCUCGCCAGAGAAGGACCCCACCAGGUGGGAGGCGGUCAUGCAGGGCGUCCGACAGAUCGUGGGCGGCUCCGCCAGCCGAGGCGGGAACAAGGCCAUGCAUUACCUUUCGAAGUCAUCCGCGCUCUGGAGACAGAUUAGCCAGCUCGUCCCGUGGGACCUCACGAUGAUCCAGCUCGCGAAGACAGCCAAACAAAGGAGGUUCCCCAUCAACAAGGAGCCGUGGUCUCACCGUGGUCACUGCUACGUGGACGAGAAGGGCCAUUACCACAUCGAAGCCGAGGACCUGGUUGACGUGGCCUUCCCGACGUUGGCCUUGUCGCCGCCAGCGGACCUAGCCGUUUUCUUCUUCGGCUAUGCCAAGCAGGAGUCCCUCCCGCAGGAGCCUGACACGUCACAGAUAGAGAAGCGAAUGCCGCUUCCCCCGGACCCGAACGACCCGAUGCUGCCGAACAACAGCCUGCCGCCCGACGAGGACGACGACCUGCAGGACGUCCCGAUCGCUCGGAUGCCUGACGCGUCCGGAGGUAUGGCUGGCAUACGUUUUGUUGGAGUGACAAAGGAGCAGUGUCCUCGUGAAGUUCGCCAGCUUGUCGCUCGUAUGCACUGUAACUUGGGACAUCCUGUGCCCAGCGAGUUCUUCCAGUUCCUGGCUCAGAGAGGCGCCUCGCAGGCCACGCUGCUGUGCGCCAGAGCGCUGAGGUGCCCGGCGUGCCUUCGUCGCAAACGGCCUCAGCGACAGCGGGAGUCACAGAUUCCAAGAGUGGGUCUGUUCAACGACUUAGUCAAGGGCGACUUGUUCUACGUCAUGACCCACGACGGUACGACGCACGCACUCUUGGGACUGGUGGACAAAGCUACGAGACUACAUGUGGUGUGUCGGAUUGCUUCACGCGAACCAGGAGACGUCUGGGAGAAGUUCCAGACGUGCUGGCUCACCCCGUUCGGGAUCAUGCAGAUUCUGGUUGUCGACCGGGACGGUGCCUUCGAAGCCGUGUUCAUGGACAACUGCCACACGUUGGGAAUCGACGUGAGGUACGUGCCGCCGGGAGCUCACUGGCAGCUGGGCCUGGCCGAAUCCGGCAACUACGCCUGGCGCCGAGUCUUCGAGAAGGUGAUCGACGUCAUCCUGCCGACGAUGCCAGAGCACGUGGACCUCGCGAUCAUCUCGACGAGCCACGCCGUAAACCAGUCAGUGCGCCGAGCAGGCCGCACCGCCUAUGCCGCCGCCUUCGGACGGGCACCCGCACUUCCGACCGAGCUCUUGGCCGACACCACGUCCGCCGAGUUCUGGCACAAUUGCACCCAGGAUGAGAUGUUGGCCUACGGGGAGAGAUGCCGCAUUGAGGCGCUCAAGGCGAUCGCCGACCUGGAGGCCGACCAGGCGCUGCGCACCUCCAUCCUCCGCCAGCCUGUCAACCGCAAGGAGUGCGACUUCCUCUCGGGGCAGCGCGUGGCAGCCUGGGGCGAGCAUGGUCGCAAGCGACGGGGCAAGACGCCCGUGGCAGGGUAUCGCCCAGGCAUUUUCUGUUUCUGGGAUUCCGGCACCAACGGCUACGGCGAGGGCGAGUCUGCCUGGCUGCGGAACGGGCACCGCACUGUGCAGGUGGCCCGCGAACACAUGCGCCCAGCCGUCGGUUUCGAGGGCUGGACCCCUUCCGAGGAGGACCUCAAGGAGCUCAAGACGGCCGAGCAGGACUUGGCGAAGGCCAGAGCGGUACCCGGCGUCGAGCCCAGCGUCGAGCUGAAGGCGAAGCUCCAGAGCCCGCUGCGCCCUUUCCGUGGCCAGCACCGCCUCAGUUUGGACCAGUCCGAGCACGAGAGCGCUCUGCGACGCCCGCGCCGAGGAAAGCUUCCUAACAUACCGGGCUCACCGAGCCCAGCAGCCUUCGUGUCCAACGAGUCGGGCGAGAUGGAGUUCAUCACACCGGAUGGCUGGGACGGAGUCGAGGAGCCGGUCUUGCUCAGGACCCGCGUGUUCUCGAGCCUGGCGGAGGUCCAGGAGGCCUACGAGGCGCACCUCUUGCCCAUCGAGAACUUCGAGAACGACCCGAUCGACGACAGCGAGCCGGACGACGACUGGACAAACUGCCUGUACAUGACCUCCCACGAGCUCUCCGACCUCAGGGACGGCGAGAUGGACGUGGACUGUGCGACAGCACAGGUGGGCGACACGACGGACUCGAACAACCUGUCGAGACGCGAGCAGCGUCAACUGGAUCGUGAAAUCCCCUGGCGGGAGAUCGCAGAGUACCCGGAGGACCAGUUCAUGGAGUACGUCAAGGCCUUGCGCAAGGAGUGCCAGAACUGGGACACCUGGAAGUCCGUUCGGGCCUGCUCGCAGGAGGAGGCCGAACAAGUUCGUCGUGACCCUCGUCGCCGCAAACGGUGCAUCCGCUCGCGCGUGUGCUACCGGGACAAGAACUUGGGGUUUCCGCCGUUGAAGGCCAAGGCUCGCCCGGUGUUGCUGGGGUUCUCCGACCCCGACCUGGAGAAGUUGCCGCGUAACGCCCCGGUGCUGACCGACGCCGGCAAGAAGCUGAUCUGCCAGAUCGCGGUCUCGAAUGACUGGCGAGUCGGGACCGGAGACGCGGAGAGCGCCUUUCUCCAGGGAGGCGCACAGAGUGAGCGCGAGGAGGCGAUCUACAUGAUUCCGCCCAAGGACCCGAUAGUUCAAGCCGCCGGAGUCUUCACCGCCCCGCUCUACGAGGUGGUUGGCAACCUGUACGGUCAGUCGACGGCGCCGUACCUGUGGUACAAGCACGUGGUGACGACCUUCCUGGCGCUGGGCAGCAAGCUCCACAGUCCGUACAGUGGAAGUUUGUUUGUUCAUCAAGCGGCCUACACUAAGGCGAUUGCAGUCACGAAGGUUGGAGUUAUGUCCAGCACUCGGUCUUCUUCUAAGCUGACGCGCUCGGAGCGCGAAGAUCUGGAGUCUGCUGUCGGUUCGCUCCAGUGGUUGUCCGGACACACACGUCCAGACCUGUCAGCCGCGGUUUCCCUUGUCCAGAGGACCGACCCCGAGCUGAACGACCUACGGAUGGCCAUGAAGCGCGUAGAGUACGCGCACCGCACAGCCCAGACUGGCAUCCUGAUCGUCCGCGUCGAUUUGAGCCGCGCCUGCUUCGUGAGUUUUGCAGACAGCUCAUGGGCGAACGCUCCAGGAUUGAAGACCCAGAUCGGCGCCCUCAUCUUUUUGGCAGACGAGGUGAUACUCACCGGACCCACGUCAUGUACUCUCUUGUUUCACAAGUCCAAGAGAACGCCGAGAGUGGUGAGAUCUACGCUGGCUGGGGAAGCUAUCGCGCAGGACCUGGGAGUGGACUACGCGUCGUACUUGUCGAAGUUCCUGUCCGAGAUGUUGACCGGACGGCCUGCUGGCCGACACCCACCGAUCUUCGAGGUUAUCACCGCUACCGACUGCAAGUCUCUGUACGAUGCCCUCCACCAGUUCAAGAACGUCAGAUGGAUCCCUACGACGCACAUGAUAGCCGACGGCAUGACCAAGGAGGAUCCGAAGCUUCGCGAGAAUCUGACCGAGUUCUUGGCGGACCCAGUGCUUUCGCUCGUGGAGUCGAUUGCUUGCGAGGAGCUGACCGGUGGGGAUGGCCAAGUACAGAAGAAGUGA